GCAAAAAUAAAUAGCGCCUUUAAAAUCUUUACUCCACCGCAUAUUAAUGAGUUGGGAUCAAAAUUUCAAGUUGCGAAGCUAUUUGCAAAAGGGAAUGUUGGGUCGGACAACGUGUUAUUCAUGUUGUUAUUAAAAAUUACUGUCAAUUUGAACCGCCGAUUGGUCUAUAAAUUAGCAUGAUGCAGCGAGGAGCAAUAGCAAAAACAGUUCAAAAUUAAAAAGCUUCCAUACAUUGAAAAAAAGUGUUAAGCCUGAAAAUGUUGGGAUACUCCAAAUUUGCUUUUGUUGCUUUUCUCUUCCUUACAGUUGCAUCUGCAGCUGUGAUGGAUGCAAGAAUUCAAGAAGUGACAAGUGGGAAAAUGUUGCAACAAAAGCUUGGAUUGGAGGCUGAAAUAAGAGCAUUAGCCUCACUAAAAACUAUGGAAAGGGGUUUGGCUUCAAACAUAAAGAAAAACUUCAUGGGUGUUUUUGAUGAACAUUGUGCUCCAGCAGGGACACCUUGUGCAGGAAUUGAUGAAAUUUGUUGCUCUGGCUCUUGCAUUCCUCACCCUCGGGGCUUCAGGAUAUUAGUUUGCGCAUAAAAACUGUCGGUUUUUUUAUCAGAGGCGAAUCUAAAAUAAAAUUAAAUAUAGCCUUUGUGUCUUGUCACUUGUGGAUGUAAUCUAUGGGUUGUUUGUUUGAGUACAAUGAUAAUCUUGGUUAGCUUAAGAUGAUGCUCUUGCAUUCUUCUUACAUCCAAGAAUGUAGCUUCCUAGCUAUCUUUGACUAUGUUCCAUCAUGUGUUUCCAUUUCAAUGUAUGCUCUUAUUAAUAAAAAUCUUGUUAUGUA
This is a messenger RNA of Amaranthus tricolor (Joseph's coat), 828 nucleotides long. RefSeq lists its product as uncharacterized. NCBI's taxonomy places the organism in Eukaryota, Viridiplantae, Streptophyta, Magnoliopsida, Caryophyllales, Amaranthaceae. The coding region runs from base 258 to 581 and encodes 107 amino acids. The record is from RefSeq and is a predicted model, not a curated record. The transcript is spliced from 2 exons.